UGUGUGCUCAAUUAAGGCCACAGGCACAGAGUCGAGCGGUUCGUCGUGCACGGAGCGAAAUCAUUGCAGCGAGUGAGUGAGUGAGUGUCGCUGCAGCAUCAUUCAACAGGAGUGGCGCAUAAGUGAAGGCGAAUGCUUUUGCGCGUGCGCCAAAAACUAAAUGCAAUUAAUUCAUUUACUACAAUUAGUGAUCAGUGACAAUUGAUUUUGAUUUUGAUUUCAUUUUGUGCGCACUUUGAUUACCGACUAAAUGGAUUAACACUUGAACAACCUAUCAAAAAGAACUUUAGAAAGUGGUUUAUUGUGCGAGUGCGAGUACGAGUGUGUGUAUUUCUGACUGCGUCCCUUUAAAAUGGAGCACGCCACCUUCGAUGAUCAAAUCUUUGGUGACUUUAGCGGCGGCCCACUAAGUCCGUUGGGCGCCAGUAAACCAUUGCUUCCGACUUCCACGGCGACGGUCACUCACAGCAGCCUGCAUCCCGUGAUGCUGGGCAGUGUCGUUCACGAGCUGUGCAGUCAGCAACAACAGCGGCUGCCCGAUUGCAACACUAUUUUGCCAAAUGGUGGUGCCGGCGGCGGUGGCUCUGGGUCGCCCAACUAUGCGCAGAAAAUGGACUUUGGCAAUAAGCUGGGCUGCUUCUCGCCCAGCCAAAAAUACGAGUACAUGACAACGCCCCAGAAACUUGUGGACCAGCAGCAGCAACCACAGCAACAUCAUCAGCAUUAUGCCGUAACGCCGCCGCCUCCACUCUCGCAUUCCCACAACCACAAUGGCAUGCUGCACCACAAGCCAAACCAGCAACAGCAACAGCAGCAGCAGCAGCAACUGGUGGGCAUUAUGAACGACUAUCAUGCAUUAAAUGGCAAGUUGGAUUACUCGCCCAAGGAUCCGUACGAGCCUCAGCCGCAGCAUGUUCAGCUGCAGCACCAGCAGCAUUUGUACGGCGGCAGUCCGCAUCAUAGUCAUGCGCAUGGCCACGGCCAUGGCCAUGAGGAUGCCAGCAACGGCAAUGGCAAUGGAUUGCUGGAAGCGACACCGCUGUUACUCAGCAACACGUCAAAUGGCAAGCAUAAGAAACCGGAGGAUAUGUGCGUCCAACUGGAGAAUGGGUCGUCAACGCCGAAUGGCAUCAGCAAUGGCAAUCCCACCAGCAACGGCAACAGUGCCAGCAGCAACAACAACAACAGCAACAAUAAUAGCAGCAACAGUUCCGUUGGUCCUGCCACGACUGGAACGGGGUCGGCGAGCACAACGGUUGGUGGCGUUGUCGCUGUUCCAGCCGCCAAAAAAGACAACAACAAGAAGAAGGGCGAUCCCAAUGGCAUAAAAAAAAAGAAAACGAGAACCACCUUUACGGCUUAUCAACUAGAGGAACUGGAGCGAGCCUUUGAGCGUGCUCCGUAUCCGGAUGUGUUUGCUCGUGAGGAGCUGGCCAUCAAACUGAAUUUGAGCGAGUCGCGAGUGCAGGUUUGGUUUCAGAACCGACGGGCCAAAUGGCGCAAGCAUGAGCCGCCACGUAAGACUGGUUACAUCAAGACGAACACACCGCCGACGGCUGCGCUGAAUAGCUCAUUGGCUCCGCCUUUCGCCAGUUUCCCGCAGACGACAACGGUCACGCCGCCGGGCAGCAUGGACAGCUGGACGAGCUAUCAGACACCCUACGAGCUGAGCCCACAAUUUAGCCUACUCUCGCCGGCGGCGAGUCCCUAUGGCACCUAUUCCGGCCAGUACGGCACCUAUGUGCACGAGAGCCAGCUCUUUCCCAUGCGCCACUUUGACUACGGCAGCCCGCCGCGCAUCGAGAUGAACGGUACCGGCGGAGGCGGAACAGCCAGCGGCAAUCCAGAUACUGGCGAUGGCUACCAGACGACAGAUCUUCAACAGCAGCAGCAGCAGCAGCAGCAACAGCAGCACCUUGACGGGAGCACCAGCACCCAACUGAUUACUGUGCACCAGCAGUUGAAUGGAAAGUAUCUCAGUGCCGAGGAGGCUAAAUAUGUCCAGGUGCAGUGCCAACCGCCCACGGGACUGGAGGAGAACACAGCUACCUGCCACAUGGAUGGGCAUCACUAUGUGGCCGCGGGGACAGCUGCAUCCGGCAGCGAUGACAAUGACAGUGCUUUGCAUACUGUGAUCAAGAGCGAGGAGGCGGGCGUUAGUGUUCAGCAGCAACAGCAGCAGCAGCAGCAACAGCAGCAACAGGCGCAAAGCUAUGUCCUGCCGCCUUUUUUGAACUAAGAGAAAUGCUCACACAUCGACGUCAGCAGCGACGCUUCGUCCCUGCCUCUGCCUCUGUCUCUGUACUCGCAUCAGCACGCUUCAAACGGCCAUUUUGAUUUCAUUCAAUUUCAAUCAAAUCCAUGCUGCCCGAAAUUCCGUGGUAUGCGUGUGUGUGCGUGUGCGUAUGUGUGUGUGCAGCAUUUCCAAAAGUUUUCAAGCUAUAGAAAAUACCAUAAAAAUAUAGAAAAUAUGGCAGCAAUUAGCAGAAUUGCUGCCAUGGGUUCCUUGUAAUUUUAAGCAUAGUUAAGUUGACCGACAACAACAACAACAACAACAAAAUCAACAAGUCUUGCCAAAACUUAAUGCUUUUUAUUAGCCUUACUAUCAAAAUUAUAAAAUAUAUAUAUCAUACAUUGUUGGCUUUUCCCAAUCGCCAACAUGUACGGAAUGCAUUCCAAAUGUGCCUUAUUAGCAGUAACCAGAUGGAUGAGACAAAGCCUCUCGCUUUCUCCCGAUUCUGGUUCAUAAUUAUUGCCCCUAGUUGUAUGUAUAAAUGUAGUAUAUCAAAAACUGUUGUGUAGAUAGACAAUAAAGUGUUUGUAUGUUUGUAUAAUUGGCUUAUAGUAUAUAAACAAAACCAAAAAAUAUUUUAAUACAUAUGGUAUAUGAAUCUUAGUAAUCUAAUUUCGAGUUUCAGUUGCUUCAAGUUUUCAUUAGUCUAAGAUCUAGCUUGCUUCUUAAUAUGAAAUACUCUAGGAUUUGCAAUGUAUAUAUGCAUAAACAAAAUAAUACAUUUAUAUAUUAAAUAAUAAAGAAACAUAUUUUGUACCGCACAGAA
Drosophila mojavensis is the source of this 3059-nucleotide messenger RNA. RefSeq names its product homeobox protein B-H2. Gene Ontology annotation, molecular function: RNA polymerase II transcription regulatory region sequence-specific DNA binding; DNA-binding transcription factor activity, RNA polymerase II-specific. Gene Ontology annotation, biological process: regulation of transcription by RNA polymerase II. The transcript is spliced from 2 exons. Bases 353 to 2239 code for a protein of 628 amino acids. The record is from RefSeq and is a predicted model, not a curated record. Lineage: Eukaryota; Metazoa; Arthropoda; Insecta; Diptera; Drosophilidae.